Messenger RNA from Struthio camelus australis, 1266 nucleotides. The record is from RefSeq and is a predicted model, not a curated record. Lineage: Eukaryota; Metazoa; Chordata; Aves; Struthioniformes; Struthionidae.
CUUGGCUUCUUGGAGGAGAAAGGAUGGCUCAGGAGACAAAUCAAACCCAGGUGCCUCUGUUGUGUACCACAGGCUGUGGAUUUUAUGGCAGCCCUCGGACCAAUGGGAUGUGCUCUGUUUGCUAUAAGGAAUUUCUACAGAGGCAACAAAGCAGUGACCGGAUAAGCCCCCCAGCAGCCACUGGUCCCAACAGCAGCCCUGUGGCUUCGGAGUCAAUUGCAGGGCGGUGUGCAGAGGGAGACUCCACGCCUGAGGAUGUGAAAGCCAGUGCUCAGACUCCUGUGACCCAUCAGAUGACGGCCAUGAGCAUAUCUAGAGAAGAAAACAGCGAUGAGACGGGAUUCGUUAAGACAGAAGAAGCCUCAUCAGCAUCUUCCUCAUCAGGUACCCUCUUUGAAAUAUCCCAGAACACAGUCGAGGACAAGAUGGCUUCAGAAGAAAUGAAACAGAAAAAGAACCGCUGCUUCACCUGCCGGAAGAAGAUAGGGUUAACUGGGUUUGACUGCCGCUGUGGGAACCUGUUCUGUGCCAUUCACCGGUACUCAGACAUGCACGCCUGCCCGUACGACUAUAAGGCAGAAGCAGCUGAGAAAAUCCGUAAGGAGAACCCCAUCAUCAUAGCUGAGAAGAUCCAAAAGUUGUGAAGGAAGCUGAGCAGCUAGAACUACAGCCACCUGGCCUGGUGCUCCUCCCCUUCCUCCCAGCCCUCCUCUUCCUCCCAACCCCAUCAGUGGCAUGAUGGGGCCUCCAGCAGCAGACGUGAAUCUACACCGAGAUGUGGAGAGUUCUCGCACCUUUUUGGCAGAGAUCUGGGAUUCCUUCUCUCCCUUCCUGUCUGUCCUAAAGCCGCUGCUCAAUUGAUCCAUUUUUGACCAACUUCCAAAAGGAAAAGGGAUCAUCCCUGCUCCACCCACCGCCAGUGCUAAGACCUUUGGACUUGUCUUCCGCCAGGGUGGUUUGCACGGCGCGGGCAGCAGGGUUCCCCCAGGCAGCCUUUCCGUUCGACCUGCAGCUCAGAGUUCUGCAAACCUCCCAGGACUAGCCGCUAGUGUCCGUGAGCUGUCUCCAUACUUUGUUCCCUCUGCUCCAUUGUCUGUUCGUGGCAGAUGUAGAAGCGGGAGCUGAGGAAUCCCAGCGGCAAGUCUACCCUCUGCUCUGCCUGAUCUCAGAUGCGGGAAAGAGGAUUCGGUAGUUUUAACACCCCAAAUACCCCUCCCUUCCCUUCGAGAAGCUGUUGAAGCAGUUGGAUCAUUAAGCAGCAGAGUA